GUGAAAAAACUCUCCGUACACUGGUCAAGUGCCUUAUGCAUUGGAUUGUUUGCCAUCAUCAAGUAUGUCAUGGUGAAAUGGAUUGAAAGAAAGGUAUAAAUACAAGCCAAUUCACAAAAAGAUCAUCUCUCUCAUUUCCUCAUCAAACAAUUCAAUCCACUGCAUUCAUAAACAAGCUACAACAAACAAACAGCCAAAAUGUCUUCAUCAGUUGCUACACAAAAUUCUUCCGUGAGAAGAAUUGCCAUCUUUGGCUCUACUCAAGGAUGCGGUCUUGCCAGUCUGGUCACAAUGAUCAAGCGCAACAGCCCCGAAGGUAGUCCAAUCGAGGUUCAUGCCUUGGUUCGCAAUGAACAAAAAGUAAUCGAUGCGCUUUCCCGAGAAGGGAUUGAUGCAGAUGCACUCAUUAACGCUCCCGUCAACGCCACAACCCGUCUUGUGAUCUUUAAAGGAGAUGCAAUGGAGAAAGCAUCCAUUCAAUCUUUCUUCCAAUCCGUGAUUAACAAUGGACCUUUGAAUAACGUCAUUUCAAGUAUUGGCGCUUAUCCUGUGGUAAAAUGGUAUAAACCAUUUGCACCCGUUCAAUUUGCACCUGGGAUGGAAGAUAUUUGUUCAAAGACGAUGCAAUUCAUCGUUGAUGCACUAGAACAAGUUGUGGCACCUCAACAACCCGAUGGAAAGGUUCCUGCACUGAUUGUUGUUGCUUCAAACGGUAUUGGCAAAUCCACCCAUGAUGCCCUUCCAAUGCUUCUUAAGCCAAUGUACGGAAACUUUUUGAAAUACCCUCAUAUGGACAAAGAAAAGAUGGAAAGAUUCUUGCACACUUCGUACGGCAUUCAAAGCAGUGAUUUCAACCCUAUCCCAAGCGCUGAGAAAAGCAAAGAACAUCCAGCCCUUGUCAAAGAACGCUUGAUCGUGGUUCGUCCUUCCUUGUUGACAAGUGGGGCAGCAAAAUCGUCUGUGCGAUCUUCUGCCAAAACAUUGCCAAGCGCUUACACCGUCUCGCGAAAAGAUGUUGGUAAUUUCAUUGCCGGUGAUUGUCUACAUUUGACAGACAGAGUCAGUGAGACACCUGUCGAAGGUGGGAACGGAUACGUUGUCUCCUACUAGUUUCCUGGCCUUUUUCUGUCUUUGUACAUUCUUUCAAUAUAAUCAAUUUCCUGAAAAUUCCACUGGUAUAUAUCCCCACAAAAGAUUGAAUAAGCUCUCAUCUUCGCCAUCUGGUUUUUGCGCACUUUCUGCAAUUUGAUUUGGUUGUGUAUCAUUGACUUGAUUGAAAUCGAGUGAGAUUUGAUCCAGGAUCGAACCCGCAUCCAAUGGGAAUGCCAUUUGAAAAUUUCCGUUAUUGGGUGUCGCGAUUGACGAAGACGUAGUAGAAGAAAGCUCUGGCGUGGGUUCACUGACAGCAUCGCUUAGCGAUGACAUCUUUUCAACGCUGUUCGUGAGCAGUGCACGGGCAGAAAUGAGCGUUGCUGUAUCCAGCAGAUCCAAAGGAGCGUCAGCCAGUGGACGAAGCAAUAACAUCCAUUCAUCCAAUUGACCAACAA
Molecule: messenger RNA, 1547 nt
Organism: Meira miltonrushii
Lineage: Eukaryota; Fungi; Basidiomycota; Exobasidiomycetes; Exobasidiales; Brachybasidiaceae
Exons: 1
Coding region: 199-1110 (303 amino acids)
Source: RefSeq, a predicted model, not a curated record